GUAUCAUGAAAGUACACACACAUACACAGCCAAAUGGUCAGUAUCAGAUCACAAUACAGAAGUGAGAGGGAUAAAAAGACGCAAGAAUUGCACUUGGAGAGCAAAUUCAAAAGACAACACUCAUGGAGAGAAGUGCAACUUUCCCCCCAAUCCCUGGCAAUCAAAGUUACACCAACACCACUUGUUCCCGUGACAACGUAUUGAAGACGGUAGUAUUUCCUGUUCUCUACUCCUUCCUCUUCUUGGUGGGGCUGUUGCUCAACAGUGUGGCAGUGUGGGUGUUUUUUCGCAUCCCCUCACGGUCUCACUUCAUCAUAUACCUGAAGAAUAUCGUGGUUGCAGAUGUCAUCAUGACCUUCACGUUCCCUUUCAAGGUGUUAUCAGACUCCAACAUGGCAUCCACUGGCCUACGUAUAUUCGUGUGCCGGGUUUCCUCAGUGCUCUUCUACCUCACCAUGUAUAUCAGCAUCCUGUUCUUCGGCCUCAUCAGCAUCGAUCGCUGUAGAAAGACCCUAAAACCCUUCAGGGGGACAAAUGCAGCCCGGCUGACCCGUCGGAAGCUCCUUUCAGGUGCCAUCUGGACCUUUCUGCUCAUCCUGUGUCUGCCCAAUGUGAUCCUGACAUCCAAAACUCCAACUUCUAAAUACUUCAAGUGCAGCGACCUAAAGACAGAAGCUGGGCUGUUUUGGCAUGAGGUGGUGAAUCAUGUCUGUCAGAUUAUUUUCUGGGGCAACCUGGUGACUGUGAUAAUAUGCUACACUCUAAUCAGCAAAGAGCUGUACAGAUCGUACACCCGCACUAAGACCAACCGCGCUGAGGGGACAGUGUGUCGAGAGCCAAGCAGGACGACAACUCGUGCGCCCCAAAAGGCCACGAGAAAAAUGAAUGCAAACGUGUUCCUGGUUCUGGCAGUAUUCUUUGUGUGCUUUGUGCCGUUUCACUUUGCCCGUGUGCCGUACACCCUAAGCCAGACCCGACAGGUCUUUGAUUGUAAACUCAAGCUCUUCUUGUUCCAGCUGAAAGAGAGUACACUUUUCCUCUCAUCCCUAAACUCUCUUCUGGACCCGCUCAUUUACUUCUUCCUCUGUAAGUCAUUCAGGACCACUCUGUUCAAGACCCUGCGGCUACCUCCUGGUACCUGUAGCUGGCUAACAGGGAGAGGGUCAGACACAGAUACAGGCAGCACCCCUCUCAAAGAUUCCUCUGUCUGUACGUAAAAACACUGGACAGGAUAAAGACUUCAGCUUUGUGACAGACACAGAGAUGUCAUUUGCAGUCCGACAGUCUGUCCUAAUGAUGUAUAUAUGCCGUGGCACAUAUUUGUGCUUAUGAUCAAUUAUCAUGGAUCUAUGCCUUUACUAUAGUUCUACUCUCUGGAAUUCUCUACCACAUUAACUGAAGUCUGCUACAACAGGAUUUUCUUCUGAAAGCAAGCCUUUAGUUUGGGUUAUGUUAAAGUUCAAAGUAUGUUGUUGACAUGUAAAACUUUUACCAUAUUAUUAUUAUUACUUCCUUUUAACAGUAAGAAUAACACUUUCCUAUCUUAUUCCUUUUUUACUGCAAUAUCAUCUUACCUUACAUGUUUUGUCAUGUAUGAUAUUUUCCUGUUUUUUAAUCUUGAAGCACACUGAGUUGUAUGAAAUAAAUAGGUUUGAUUUAAAUAAGUGCAACAUUGUAACAAACAGUAAUAGACCUCUUUUUUGUUCCUGAUUGUUUGUGUGAGAAGCAGCUGUUUUACAGUAAGAGAAGAGCAUACAUAAACACAAAUAUAUAUUUUU
Lates calcarifer (barramundi perch) is the source of this 1778-nucleotide messenger RNA. Its product is annotated as P2Y purinoceptor 12. Gene Ontology annotation, biological process: G protein-coupled receptor signaling pathway. The record is from RefSeq and is a predicted model, not a curated record. Gene Ontology annotation, molecular function: G protein-coupled purinergic nucleotide receptor activity. Bases 123 to 1217 code for a protein of 364 amino acids. Gene Ontology annotation, cellular component: membrane. Lineage: Eukaryota; Metazoa; Chordata; Actinopteri; Centropomidae. The transcript is spliced from 3 exons.